This is a messenger RNA of Strongyloides ratti, 891 nucleotides long. RefSeq names its product Mitochondrial thiamine pyrophosphate carrier. The transcript has 3 exons. NCBI's taxonomy places the organism in Eukaryota, Metazoa, Nematoda, Chromadorea, Rhabditida, Strongyloididae. Gene Ontology annotation, cellular component: mitochondrial inner membrane. Bases 1 to 891 code for a protein of 296 amino acids. Gene Ontology annotation, biological process: thiamine pyrophosphate transmembrane transport. The record is from RefSeq and is a predicted model, not a curated record. Gene Ontology annotation, molecular function: thiamine transmembrane transporter activity.
AUGACUCUUUAUGAGAGUAUUACAUCUGGUUUUCUUACAGGUACAACUACAAGAUUAUUUGUUCAACCAUUGGAUGUUUUAAAAAUUCGUUAUCAACUUCAAGAGGAAUCAACUUUUAAAAAAGGUGGUGGAAAAUAUAAUGGAAUUAUUCAAAGUAUAAAAACAAUAUAUAAAGAGGAAGGAAUAACAGCUUUUUGGAAGGGUCAUACACCAGCACAAUUAUUGUCCCAAGUAUAUGCAGUUGUUCAAUUUUCAACAUACAUUCAAUUUGCCAAAUAUUUUAGUAAAAUUUUUAAUAAUAAUAAAGAUAACCAAACAAUAAGUGAUUUUUUUGCUGGUUCAUUAUCAGGUUGUUUAAGUAUUACAGUUUCAAUGCCUUUAGAUGUUAUUAGAACAAAAAUGGUUGCUCAGGGAACUCCAAAGAUAUAUAAAAAUAUUUUUCAUGCUACAAAAAAAAUAUCUAAAAAAGAAGGAUAUCGUGGUUUUUAUAAAGGACUUUCAGCAUCACUAACGCAAACAGCUCCAUAUACUGGAUUACAAUUUUUAUCAUAUAAUUAUUUAGGUAAUUUAUGGGAUAAUGCGACAUCAACCAAUAGCUCAUCAAUAGGAUCAGUUAUAUGUGGUGGAUUAGCAGGUUGUUUUUCAAAAUUUCUUGUUUAUCCAUUUGAUGUUGUUAGACAUAGAAUGCAAGUUUUACCUUCUGAUAGACGUGGAUUUGGUAAAACAACAGAAUAUAUUGGUAUGAUUGGAACAUUUAGAAAAAUAAUACAUGAAGAAUCAGUCAUUGGAUUAUACAAGGGUCUUGUUGCUUCUGUAUUAAAAGCAAGUGCAAUGGCAGGAUUAUCUUUUUGUACAUUUGAAAUAUUUGCUGAAUAUCUUCGAAAAAAAUAA